CUCAACCUAACCAAGUAGUUUUUGUGCCGAAACCUGGUAUGCUGCAUGUUUAUUAUAGCCAUGACACUGAAAGGCCCUGUCCAUCUCCUUCAAAGCCUGCAGGAUGAGGAAACACCCAGAGAGUGCAGAGUGUGGCCCCGGGGCCCGACCUUCCAUCCAGAAGUGAACUUGGACAUAAAAGCAACAAAAAGAGCCCAAAUGAAAGGGAAGAGUCUCUGGGUGUCAUCAUGUGGGAAGCAGGCCUUUGUGCUCAGGCUGCAGGAGAUGGAUCUGUGUGCAUAACGAUGUUGUUGGAUUUGAAAACGAUGCAGGGAUCAGGGGAGUGCAGACCACCAGAAAAAACAUACAGAGAGGAGCUGAUGUUAUAUACGACUGAAGGAAGCAAGAAAUAAGGAGUAAAAAGACUCCGUGGGGAACAAAAGAUCUCAUUAACCCAUCAAAUUCACUAUAUAUUAAAUUAGUCAUAAAGUAGCCUGAGCUUGUACCAACAUCAAAAUAAUGUAAUAAUAUCAAUAAUUUAACGCCCCCCGCCCGCCCCAACAGAAACUGUUAACUUAUUUCACUGCAAAUACUUAAAUUCAUGUAAGAUUAAAUUUCAUUUUUAAAUCGGUGUGAAGCCUUCUCUGACAUGUCUGAUCCUAUCAAAAUAAAACUUCCUUGCUUUUCGGAAACCACAAAAUCAAAGCUAAAACCUAACAAAACACAAACACAAGCCUUACAGGGUUAAAAGUGUGUGUCAUUUACACUCUGAACGUUGUUUAGAAAGAUGAGGACAAUAUCAACAACAGUAAUAAAGGUUAAGUUGAAAUGCAGGUUAACACGUUUGUAGCUAUUUACAUUGCUAAAACCACCGGAUGAAUUUGUGGGUUAGACCGAGCAGACAAAUGUGUAUUUCUUGACAUUAUAUAGUUCCUUAAAAAUGUUUGCAUAAAGCCGAGCGAACACCGCCAGCUUACAGGGCGCGUCAUUUGUCGUGAAUGCUUUGCUAUGUGUUUACUUCCAGUGAAAUGACCAAAUUAAAUAAGGAACUGUUUUUGCCUCAGUAUGUCCAGUGCGCACACUUCCAAAAACCCAGAAAAUAAAAGCAGCGCGUCUUCGCCCCCACAGAGAGAGAAGGAGAGAGAGUCAGGACGACAGCUCGUCUCACAUCCACAGACAUUUUCAGAGGCAGCUUCUCAGUCUGAGCAGCACUUUUUGUAUCGGGAUUGUCAUUCCAGCCUCCCCUCUCAUCAGGGUCUGUAGUUUUAAUUUUACUUCAUCCCGACCAGUAGCGGCUGAAAGCCCUCACAACAACAACAGCACAUAUGCAUCGGAGCCGCGGCUGGGGGAAGACCCGGCCGUGACUCCAUCUCCAUCCUCUGCAGAUUCGUUUAAACUUUUCAUUUCCUACAGGCGGAGGAUGUUUGCUUUCCAACUCAACAAGUCUUUUUUAUUUAGCGGACAUUAACUGUUGAUGGCUGCGGAAUGGAGAUAGCUUUGGUGAGCUUUGACAACGGCGGCGCCAAAGGGAGCGGUGGUAGCGGUGGCAACAAUGCCGAGGAGAGCUGCCGUAACGCGCUGGGUGUUCCUCAGUCGGGCUUCGUUCAAAGCGGACUCGGAGGGGACUACAGUAAAGAGCUGAACACCCGGGGGAGUCCUCAGCAGCAGCAGCAGCAGCACCCAAGCCCCUGGAAAAUCAACGACAUGAACAACACUUUCAGCUGCAGCGAGAACGCUAUGGAUGCGCUUUUACGCGCGGACCACAGUCCCCAUCUGUUCGACGAGGACAUGCUGGACAUGGACAUGGACACAGAGAACAACGAGCGGGUGCUUAUUAACAUAGCCGGGCUGAGAUACGAGACCCAGCUAGGCACCCUGAACCAGUUCCCUGACACUUUACUGGGAGACCCUGCUAAAAGAAUAAAAUACUUCGACCCACUCCGGAACGAAUACUUCUUCGACCGCAACAGACCGAGUUUCGACGGGAUUUUAUAUUUUUAUCAAUCGGGAGGGAAGAUCCGGAGACCUGUCAAUGUGUCAAUUGAUGUGUUCGCAGAUGAGAUUAGGUUUUAUCAGCUGGGAGAGGAGGCCAUGGAGAGGUUCCGUGAGGACGAGGGCUUUAUAAAAGAGGAGGAAAAGCCGCUGCCUCAGAAUGAGUUUCAGAAGCAGGUCUGGCUCAUAUUUGAGUAUCCGGAGAGCUCCAGUCCGGCCCGGGGCAUCGCCAUUGUGUCUGUGAUCGUUAUCACCAUAUCCAUCAUCACCUUCUGCCUGGAGACGCUGCCGGAGUUCAGGGAUGAGAGGGAGCUGCUGGUCACCAGCCGGCUGGACAACAGCACCGCGCCCCGUCCGUCUAUCACCUUCACCGACCCCUUCUUCAUCAUCGAGACCACGUGUGUCGUCUGGUUCACAUUCGAGCUGCUGGUGCGUUUCUUCGCCUGCCCCAGCAAGUCGGAGUUCUCCAAGACCAUCAUGAACAUCAUCGACAUCAUGUCCAUCAUGCCUUAUUUCAUUACCGUGGGCACGGAGCUGGUGGAGCAGCAAGGCCAGGAGCACCAGAACGGGCAGCAGGCCAUGUCGCUCGCCAUCCUGAGGGUCAUCCGCCUGGUCCGGGUCUUCCGGAUCUUCAAGCUUUCCAGACAUUCCAAGGGGCUCCAGAUCCUGGGGCAGACCCUGAAAGCCAGCAUGCGGGAGCUGGGCCUCCUCAUCUUCUUCCUCUUCAUCGGGGUCAUCCUUUUCUCCAGCGCCGUGUACUUCGCAGAGGCGGACGAGCCGGAAUCUCACUUCUCCAGCAUCCCCGACGCCUUCUGGUGGGCCGUGGUCACUAUGACCACCGUGGGCUACGGCGACAUGAGGCCGGUGACGGUCGGAGGCAAGAUCGUCGGCUCUCUGUGCGCCAUCGCCGGGGUUCUCACCAUUGCGCUGCCGGUGCCGGUCAUCGUCUCCAACUUCAACUACUUCUACCACAGGGAGACGGACCAGGACCAGUCCUCUCUGAAGGACGAGCCGAACAGCGGCCGAGCGAGCCCCGAGCUGAAACGCAAAGGGAGUAAAUCCUCAGCCAAGUCGCAGGAUGUGGAGAGCAACGACGCGGGCGCAUCGGUGGAAAAGGCGAACAUCAAGGCGAACAGCAGCAUGGACUUCAAGAGAUCCCUUUACGCAUUCUGCUUGGACACACGGGAGACAGACCUGUAGUCUUGCAGUCCUCACUUUUCUAUUAAAGCCCAUAGCUGUGUAGAAUAAAGCGCCAUUAACGGGCUGUUAAGUCUUAGCACUCGCAGCUGGAGGAGCAACACUUUGCAGUCUUGACGGGGUUGAUUUCAAACAGCACAUUUUAACCCCUGUCGUUUGCCGAGCACUUCCCUUUGUGAGUAAACGAAGGAGUCAGGAGUAAAUCACCGUGCAUGUGAUGCGACACGGCGGCCCUUUAAUAAAGUAGGAGCACCUGCAGGACACUCGCUCAUGGAUGAAUGAGUGUGGAGGCAAAACAGGCCAUCUAUGAUAAUCAGGGCAUGGAAUCACCACUUGACUCAGAGGAUCAACAGGACCAACAGACUCUCUGUACAUAAACAGUCCACAUUCCUAGUACAGCAGAAGAAAAAGCCAAAUUGUAUUUUUUCGUACAUUCCCUGCAUUUAGUCACGAUGUUUAUGUUAGAAAGUUGCAGCACACAUGUACAUAUUCCUCACAGGCCUAUGAACUGGAGCCUGGUGGUAUUGUGAUCUGGAGACAUGUUUGUGAUGCAGACGCCUGCUUUCCUCCAUUCAGAUUUUGUCAGAGAAGAGAGACCAUUUUUUCCUAAAUGAGCGUGGCUCCACUCAGAGAGGACCUAACAGCCUUAUUUAUCAUCAUUUUAAAAUAAGCAACAUUUGUUAUUGUUUUUGUAAAGGACAUAAGAUGAAGUGUGUAAAACCAGGGAAUAACAGCCAACAGCAGAGGACAACGCAGAGACCAUCUGGAGAGAUCAAGCAACACUGAUGCCAGACUCGAGAGACGGCUGGGAGGAGCCUGGAGCUUUUCCAGAGAGACAACAGAUGCAGUUGGCCCUGAGGGCUGCUCCUGGAGCCUCCAUGUACAUCCAAUCAGAUAUCUGAUAUCUGAAUUGGCUGACUGCUGCAGUCUCGUAGAAUUCAUGGCUGUUCAUUUGUGGAAGUUUAAAGUGGAAUAACAUGGGAAUACUCAAACAAGUUGACGCCCUGCCUUCUGACCAUCGGGAGAGUCGAUCUCCCCUCCACCUGGACACUAAAACACUAACGCCGCUGCUGCACUUCAAAAAUCUGAAUCUACAGCCCUUUUUUGAGCUGUGUGCCUUCCAGCAGACUUCACCAGUGAUACUUCUGAAACGUUUCAUUUGCUUUUGUUGUUGUGUUUCUUUGGAGCAGGACUCAGAGGACACAUCAUGCAGGGGAGCCUGGGACCGUGCUGCUUUGUCUCUCUGGAGGAAAACAUCAGAGCUAACCAGGACAUGCAACUUUGAUCAUUCUAGCAUCCUAACGUCUUCUCUUUUUUCUACAAAUCGUGUCAGUGAUGGACUUCAUAUGGGAAGAAAUCCCUCGCUGUGCAAUAUCAGUCAAUAUUUAUGUGAGGGUGUCAUGUGGAUGUGGACUUUGGGCAAACAUUUUGGUUUAUUUUUGUAAUGAUGUUUUCCUGAUUUCUAUUUUUCUAAAAUGAUAAGAUGAAAGGAGAACAAAAUAAUCAGUACAUUUAAAGGAGAGGGGAUGUUUGGUUGUUGCUAACAGGGAGAAAGCUUAGUUUUCCUCAACGACAUCCCGUCCUGCUCUGACCAGGGCCAAAGCCAUAGCCUAUCUCAGACAACAGUGCACCGCGUGUUUGAAACGCGUCGGUGUCCCGAACAGCAAGAUGCAUUCAGGGUCUCUCAGUCUGGGGCCGACUCCACAGGCUCCACUUGUCAGCUUAUCUUAGGGUUUUUUGGAGUGAUGUUUUGGUUUUUAUUGUUUGUUCAGGGACUUGAAUCUGAAGUGUUUAGUAUUCUCUACCUUUGUAUGGCCUGUUUUCCUUGCUGUUAUUUUGUAUUUCCUCUUACAUAUCAACCAAGCAAAUAUACAGUAAGUGGCAUGUGUGUUGCAAAUGAGAAAAAUGAAUGAGUGUGUUCGCAAGAAUGGGAGCUGAAAUACAGUAAAUUCUCAAAUAAGAGCUG
Monopterus albus (swamp eel) is the source of this 5134-nucleotide messenger RNA. Its product is annotated as potassium voltage-gated channel subfamily A member 1. Gene Ontology annotation, biological process: action potential; protein homooligomerization; potassium ion transmembrane transport. Gene Ontology annotation, cellular component: voltage-gated potassium channel complex; membrane; intercalated disc. Gene Ontology annotation, molecular function: protein binding; delayed rectifier potassium channel activity. The record is from RefSeq and is a predicted model, not a curated record. Lineage: Eukaryota; Metazoa; Chordata; Actinopteri; Synbranchiformes; Synbranchidae. Bases 1465 to 3171 code for a protein of 568 amino acids. The transcript has 3 exons.